AUGGCAGGUGAAUGUGACCGUAACCCGUACUGGAUGCGAAUCAAGUGUGCAAAAACUUGUGGAACGUGUAAUUGCACUUUAAAAAAAGCGAAAGAAUGUAUUUCGACCGGCAUCAAGUGCUACCUUCCUACCACAACGUCAACAACAACAACAACAACAACAACAACAACAACGACAACUACUUCUCCACUUUCAUCUACUACUCAUGUCAUUACAACCAUGACAUCAGCUAGUCAUCAAGCUGCUAGAAAUGGAACGGAUCCGACCGAUCAAUCAGUUGACUCCUCGUUAUCUCUCGAAAAUCGAACACGUUACGGGUACCACAAAAGUGUAACAAAUUAUAAGAAUUUCAGUAUGUUCACGCAAGCAAAGAAGAUUUCACCAACAACUACAACUAAACUUAGAACAAUUCUCAAAACAACAACUCCAAUUACGACUACUACUGAAUCAUGUUUCAAUUACAACCAGUACUGUCAAUUUUGGGCUGAUAAUGGCGAAUGUGAACGCAAUCCAUUCUGGAUGAAAUCUAACUGUCAGAAAGCAUGUGGAAGUUGUGCGAUGUUGCUUGGAAAGCCAUAUGCUCCCACUCCAAAGCACGGUCACUGCGAUGAUACGCAUAAGAACUGUGCAUACUGGGCUCUUGCAGGUGAGUGUGAGGCGAAUGCGAAUUGGAUGCAGUCAUACUGUCGUUUAAGUUGUCAUCUAUGCUAA
Anisakis simplex (herring worm) is the source of this 711-nucleotide messenger RNA. The record is from the annotation of a GenBank genome assembly. NCBI's taxonomy places the organism in Eukaryota, Metazoa, Nematoda, Chromadorea, Rhabditida, Anisakidae.